AGCUUCUCCUUGUGCUGUGAAUGGCGCAAAAUUAGGCAACAUGGCGUGAAGAUCUGUUUUUAUUUAUCGCUUGCACACACGCACAGCAUUUGUGAGAGGAAACGUUACAUCCACAUCCACGCUGCGGAACGGCUGGGUGUUUUCUGUUUGGAUUUUGGGAAAUUACAAGCGCCUUUUUUUUUUUUUUGGGGGGGAGGUUAAAUCCAGAUGUUUUGUUCUGCUGAAGAGGGGGGAUGCUGCAUCUAAAAGGGACGAGUGAUGUGAAGAAGUUGUUUAACCACGAGGGCUCCGAUUACCGCUACUGCCCUACCGAUUAGCCGAUGAUAGGCUCAUAUUCAGGUGCUUUUAUGCGCAGGUGCUGCAGGCUGUGGAAGAACAGAAAGUAUAACGGGGGUUGGUUUCAGAGAGGAGGAGGAGGAGGAUGGUGGCGGAGAUGGCGAGCUGCGGAGCGGCUUGUCAGCUGGAGGACGGAGACGGAGAUAUCCCUGCGCCUGAAAACAAAGAUAAUCUGACUGAAAGUGACAAUAGUAGUUCAGACAACACAGGAACAUCCACUGAGGACAGCUCAGAGGAGGAAGAGGGGGAUGAGGAUUCUGAAGACUGUGCUGAGAAGGAUGGAGGAGAGGAAGACAACGAAGAGGCCGACGCAGAGGAGCUUAAAAAUGAGCCAGUCCCUGGAUCUGUAGCAGAUGUUUCAAACGGGAAAGAUGAGAACCGCUUCAAAUCAUGCUGUGAAAAAUGCAAAGCCAUCCAGCAGAGCCAUGGCAAUGAGCUUGUUACUCCCAGGAGGAUCACUAAGGGACGAUAUCAGGUACAGCUGGAAGAUGAGGGCACAUACGAGUGUUCGGUCACCGGCCUUGUGUUUGAAGCAUCGGAGCGGGUUCUCGUGCGGUAUUCGGUCUUGUCAUGGUCCAAGUUUGGUUCGUUCCUCCGGGACUCCUGGAAAUUCGCUGGACCCAUCUUUAACGUGGACACAGUCAAUAAGGAGCCAUCUGUCCUCAAGUCCAUCCAGUUCCCUCACUCCGUCUGCCUUGCCGAUGCAGAAAAUGAGAUGACCUUCAGUGUCCUGCACAUGAAGAACAACCGUCCGCUCAUCGAGCCGACAGUGGACCACUCAGGAAGCCACGUCAAGUGGAAUGUGACGUCCCUGUCACCCGUGGGUCCCAUUAUCCAGACGAGCCAGUCUGUAGAGCACCACGGGGUAGUCCUGAUCUACAAGCAGCUGGGCAGUGACAAUGACAACAACUACAGCUUCCAUGUCUACCUGGCCACCAACAGCGCAUCUGACAUCAGUGAUAUAGCCAAACAGGUACGGGCCUACAAGAAACGUUACAUUCAGAUAGAGAAGCCUCCCACGUGUGCGCUGGAUGAGGGGACGUAUCGUCUUAUGAGUGAGCCGGAGGGAGAUGUCAAACCUCAGGAAUUGAAAUUCACCCUUGCGGUGACUAAGAUGAAAGGCUACUUUGAAGCUUUCUUUGAGCAGCCACCUCCCUUUAAAUUGUCUCUCAUAGAGACUGAAACAGAUGAGACUGUAUGGUCGGCCACCAUCAGAGAAGGUGACUGUGUGAAUAACACAGAAAAGAAGCCAAGAAAAAGGACGCACAGCAGACAGAGGAGCAGCAGUCCCUCAGAAGAAGAAACGUCCUCUAAAAGACCUCGAUGGCAGGACGAGUCAGAUGGAGUGAAAACAGUGAUGACUCAGGGCCAGGACAUGUCAGAGAAGCAGCUACUGCAGGUGGCCAAGCGGCUCGGGAAGGAGUGGAAGCAGGUGGCCAUCUUUCUAGAUUUGAACUCAAGGGAGCUGGAUGACAUCCAGGCAGCAGAGAAAGAUGUGACGAUGCAGAAGCUGAAGAUGCUGGUGGAGUGGAAGAGGAGAAGGCAGCCGGGAGAGGCUACGGCGUACCACCUGUGGAAAAGUGUGGAGGAACUGGAUGACUUGCCAAAUGAGGUCCAUCAGACACUGCAAGACAUGAUGGACAAUCGAGCAGCUAAGUGAAAGAGAUUCGACUUAAAUUGAUCGGUCGGAUUAUCUGUUGCUCCAUCAUCAAUCUCAGGUAUACAACAAAGCAGAGUCGACCUACGGACAAAACAUUUGCUCCUCUCUCAGUUUCUGUUCCUUUUUUUUAAUAUUUUCUGAACAUGAAACCGAUUAAUGGGUGUUUGUAUAUCGCCUCAUUUCAUGAAAAGAGCCACCGUCUUAACUUUGGAUGGGCAUUGUCCCUAAAUUUGUUCAGAUUUAGUAAUUUCAUUCUGUAGUUGAUACAGCAUAGCUGAGCUGUACCUAAAGCUUUGUGUAGUCAGAAUUUGAUGAUUAGCAUUAUCAGGUUCAUAAAUGGCCAGUAGAGGUAGAGGUCAUUGAGAUAUUUAGUAGCUAAUUAUGUAGCCAGUAACCGAGGUAAAUGCAGUGUUGAAACUGCAAAAAAUGGGAAAAAUCCAACCUGUGUAUCUUGUUUGACAUUUUAAUAUUAUGUUUCUAGGACUUUUAUAAAAUAAUUAGGCAUUGCAUCACAUGCACAUUCCACUGUCCAAAGUCUUACAGACUGAAUUUAAUUUUUAUACCUGUGCACACUAUGUCCUGUACAUAUGUUUUUUUUUUUACUACUACUUCUUCAAACCUGUGAUGUUUUUUUAAAGUCUCUUGUGUUGUAUUUGACAUCUCAGAACCUGAAAAACUAAACUGAGUUGUAUGUUUGUUUUUGUUUAACUUGAAUUAUGAAUCCAUUCCUGCCCUCCUGUGACUGGAACACACAUCUUGUGUUUGUUAAGUAUGAAUGUGUGUGUUACAAAACUGCGGAAAAAAACACGAGCAUUUUGAUUCAGGACUGAAUUAUUCUAGUUGUGUGAGUGCAGCUACAGUCGGGCAACAUUCAUAUAUUUUUAUGAGAUGUCUUUUCAAGGCUUAUAUUAUAGCUGUAGAGAACGCUUAAGAUUUGAAAAACAAACUAUACUGUAAAUGGACUGUACUUAUAUAGCGCCUUUCACACACAUGCACCGACGCACAGCAGUUCAAUUAGGGUUUAGUGUCUUGCUCAAGGACACUUUGACAUGCAGCAAGAGCCGGGAAUCAAACUGCCAACCCUCCGAUUAGUGGACGACCCGCUCUACCGCUGAGCCGCUGCCUGUGGUAACAUUUCAGUUACAUUUUCUCAACAUUAGUCGCAGCUUUGUUUCUGUUGUACCUAUUUUCAAAUGACACUGUUUCCAGGCUCAACACUAUUUGGGAAAAGUUGCAGAAAUCACAUCUGGAAUGUCGAAUGUUUUAGGGGUCUUCCAUGCUGAUGUUAUGCAGUAAUGUUUACAUUCAGAGAGCAGGGUUGCUUCCUUAAAGAAUUUACUACCGACAAUCCAGUCCUUCCUUUUUGCACUUGUGUCUAUAUCAUGUCCAAGUCCCUCCAAAGAAUUGUGGAAUAAUUAAAGCUGCACAUGUUGAGUAAAUAAAACAAACAAAAAAAGGCCUCAUAUAUGGUUCUUUUAACUUA
Molecule: messenger RNA, 3479 nt
Organism: Dicentrarchus labrax (European seabass)
Lineage: Eukaryota; Metazoa; Chordata; Actinopteri; Moronidae
Exons: 17
Coding region: 422-1996 (524 amino acids)
Biological process (GO): regulation of DNA-templated transcription elongation; signal transduction; mRNA export from nucleus
Cellular component (GO): THO complex part of transcription export complex
Molecular function (GO): protein binding
Source: RefSeq, a predicted model, not a curated record